GCGGUUUAAGAGAGGUUCGUGGGCUCGAAAUCUUAGGCCCGUUGGUUUAAAAAAAAAAGAAAAAUUCGAUAAGUUUGAUGAAACGGGCCUUGCGCAUGAACCCGUAAGGGGCGGAUGUUGCCACGCGGCGUACGCUGGUUGGUCAAGCGUUCCGCGUUGACGAGGAGGAAAGUCGGGCCACGUCUUGUUUCUUCUCAUUUUCCCCUUUCUCUGAAAAACUAGGGUUUCACCGUGAGAGGCGACUUAUCGUGCGACGACGAUUCCCGGCGUUUUUCUCGACGUAAUCGACGACGUCCUCUUCUCUCCACCAGCGUAGAUGGAUCCGGAAGAAGAUAGAAGACAUUCAAAGAAGCAACAUGAACACAUCAACAUGUUAAGUUUCGUGGCGGAUUCUGAGUACGGUAUUCCUAAAAGGUGUCCGUGUGGUGGGAGACUCAUAAACGAGGUGCGCAAAGUGAAAAUGAUGUCAUGAAGACUGCGCAUGACAUCUAUUUCAAUGACUACCAUCUCAAGUUUGCGCUUGAACAUUGCUGGAGGGAACUCCGGUUUGAUCAGAAGUGGAGGUCACACUCUCAGCCGAAGGAGAAAAGGAAGGAAGGUGGUGCGGAGGCGGUGCGUGAGGAGGAAGAGGUUAGGCCUCCUGGUGUUAAGGCUAGCAAAGCUGCUAAACGCAAGAAGCCAAAUGAAGCAGCUUAUGAUCAUAUACAUACCAUCCUAGCUGAGAAAAAUACCAUUUCCAGACAAAAGAUCCUUGAUCGUUUGCUAGCCAAAAACAUAGACACACUUUCUGAUAAUGAAGUGGCUCUCAAGAAUAAACUCAUCUCUGAAAUGCUUUGAUGUCUAUUGUGUGUAUUUUCUUGCUUUGCUUGAGUAGUUGAUGUGUAUUUCCUUGCUUUGCUUUACUGAUUAUGUUAGCUUUUCUUCUGCAGGUCACGGGUUGGAGGUGACAGUGUUGCAGGUCACGGGUUGGAAGUUUAGGUUGUUGCAGGUCACGGGUUAUGUUUCUUUCUACACUGCAGGUCAAUCAUGUACUAUGUCUAUGUAUUUUGCUAUUGUUGUAACUCUGAACUUGGUUCACGGAUGUACUGAACUUGAUUCACGGAUGUACUAUGUUGUAACUCUAUGUCUCUCUAUUUAAAUGAUGUCUCUACUCUCUGCUUUUUAAUCAAAGUGAUCUUCUAUUUCUUCUCUUGCUAUUGUUUCUCUUCUGUGUGUUGCUCUUGUUUGUCUUGUUUAUUUCAAAGUGAUCUUCUAUUUCUUCUCUUGCUCACGGAUGUACAACAUACAACAAACUACAACAACUAAAUUCAAACAACAAAAACCUACAACAAACUACAACGUAAAGGCCAAUGACCUGGCUUGUGGCAAUGGAAGCAAUCACCAGUUCGCAUGGCUAACCAAGGAGUGAAGUCCGUGACCAACAAACACACAUACAAGAGCAACUACCUUCAACAACAAACAAGAGCAACUACCUUCAAGAUUGGUAAGAAAAUAUGGUUGUAGAAUAAAAUAUGGAUGAAGAAAAAAUUGGAUUCUUUAAAAAAAUGGUUUAUGAAAAUUAGAAAGAAUUUUAGUUAAAAUAUAAUAUGAUUGAAGUUAAAAAUUGGAUUCUUAAAAAAAAUGGUUUAUGAUAAUUAGAAAGAUUUUUAGUUAAAAUAAAAUAGGAUUCUUAAAAUAAAAUAUUAAAUUACAAAUCCCCUUUUGUCAUGUUAGGAAGAAAACAUCAACAAUGUCAUCCUCAUCAAGUGAUGAAGUUGAUGAAGCUAUAGAAGAAAUGGUCGACGAAGUAGUUGAUAAUUACAUCGACUCAAUAGUUGAGGUCCAAGGUAAGAAGCCAAAAAGACGUGCUUAUAUCGACAGAGAUCGGGAACAAGGACACAAUCAACUAUGGAACGAUUAUUUCAAAGAAAAUCCUACAUACCCACCGGAAAUGUUUAGGAGGCGUUUUCGAAUGAACAAGCCAUUGUUCCUUCGCAUUGUCGAACGUAUAAGUAAUGAAGUUCCAUACUUUCAGCAAAGACGAAAUGCUCACGGGAGGAACGGGCUAUCUGCACUUCAAAAGUGUACGGCAGCUAUACGUAUGCUGGCAUAUGGUCAAUCGGGAGAUACAUAUGACGAAUAUCUCCGACUCGGUGACAGUACAUCACGUUUGUGUUUGGCAAAUUUCACGGAUGCAAUAAUAGAAUUGUUUGGAAAUGAGUAUCUACGAAAACCUACAGCCGAGGAUCUUCAACGCUUACUCGAUGUUGGAGAGGUACGGGGGUUUCCGGGGAUGAUAGGCAGCAUCGACUGCAUGCAUUGGGAGUGGAAAAACUGCCCAACGGCUUGGAAAGGUCAGUUCACACGUGGUUCAGGAAAGCCGACAAUUGUCUUAGAAGCCGUGGCAUCACAAGAUCUUUGGAUAUGGCACGCAUUUUUCGGCUUACCAGGUACCCUCAACGAUAUCAAUGUUCUUGAUCGGUCCCCUGUUUUUGAUGACAUCUUACAUGGUCGAGCACCAAAAGUUAAGUUCAAGGUCAACAACCACACUUAUCGUAUGGCCUACUAUCUUACUGACGGAAUUUAUCCAAACUGGUCAACAUUUAUCCAAUCCAUCCCACUUCCUCAAGGUCCUAAAGCCGAGAAAUUUGCAGAAAAGCAAGAAUCCGCCAGAAAAGAUGUCGAACGGGCUUUUGGAGUAUUGCAAUCGAGGUUUGCAAUUGUUAAAAACCCAGCUCUCCAAUGGGACAAGGAGAAGAUAGGAAAGAUCAUGAGAACUUGUGUCAUAUUGCACAAUAUGAUAGUAGAGAACGAACGACACGGAUACGCUCAAAUUGAUACUUCUGAGUUCGAGUCCGGAGAAUCAAGCAGAACUUCGAGGGUGACAAGGAGAGAAAGCAUUCAUGUCGGUGAUAUGUUAGGCAUGCGCAGAGAAGUUCGAGAUCCAGAGAAGCAUGCUCGUUUGAAAGCUGAUUUGAUGGAAAAUAUAUGGCAAAAGUUCGGUGAUGAAGAUGAAUAAAUAAGUUAUGUAUGUUAGAAAAAUUUCUCUUUUAUGUAAUGUACUUUUAAUGUAUUGAAUAAAAUGUUUUCAUAAUUUUAAUAAUAUGUUUUAAUAUUUUAUUCAUCUUUUCUGAAUAUUUUAAAUUUUUUUAAAAAAAAUUAAUAUUAUUAUUUUAUUCCUAUGAAUUCCUUCAUCGGGUUCACUAAUGCAGAAAACAGCAUAUCCAAGUUCAUAACUGUUCAUGGGCCCACGAAAAAAUAAUAAAAAAUGUUGGUGAACCCCAAAGAGGGGUUCACCAAUGCUCAUGCUCUUAUAACUUCAGACAGC
Messenger RNA from Brassica rapa (field mustard), 3307 nucleotides. RefSeq names its product putative nuclease HARBI1. The record is from RefSeq and is a predicted model, not a curated record. NCBI's taxonomy places the organism in Eukaryota, Viridiplantae, Streptophyta, Magnoliopsida, Brassicales, Brassicaceae.